AUGUGCCGUGUGGGGCAGAUGCUCGGCACACAGCUGGGGCUCUCCACGAUCGGAGUUCUCACUUGCCUCGUGAGCGUGAUCAUCAGCUUCGCCGGCUCCUGGGUCGUGGCUCUGAUCCUACUCGGCCUCCUGCCCAUCUGUGGUAUCCUCAUGAUGCUGGUGGCCCGCUUUGCCUCGGGCGUGGAUCCGCAGGUGGAGGAGACCCACGCCACGGCGGGGAAGUUCACCGCGGAGGCGGCGACCGCGAUUCGCACCGUGAGGGCGCUCGGGGCCGAGGAGCACACGCUCUUAACCCUCAGCGACUCCUUGGACUAUGUCUGUCGGUCGAAGGCCGCGAAGUCCUGGAAGAUGGGCGUCUCGGUGGGCCUGAACCUGAUGCUGCCCCAGGUGAUCAACCUGGUCAGCUUCUGGAUUGGAGGAAUCAGCGUGCAGUUCUGGAGCUUCGACUCGCAGCAGGUGUUGCUGACCGUCUUCUGUAUGCUUUUCGGGACGAUCUCCGUGGGCCUCGUGGCUCAGCACAUCCCUGACUCUGCUUCAGGAUAUCAUGCAGCCAUGCAGGUUUUCCGCCUCAUCGACCAGGUCUCCGAGAUCGAUGCCGCGAAGUCGGAAGGCUGCAAGACUCUGGGAGAUGGCACCAUUGAGUUCCGCAAUGUGCACUUCUGGUAUCCCCACCGUCCCGAAGUGAGGGUGCUCAGGAAGCUUUCCCUGACCAUCGAGAAGGGCCAGUCGGUGGCUUUGUGUGGGGUUUCUGGCAGUGGCAAAUCCACGGUGGUUCAGCUCUUGCAGCGCUUCUACGACCCUCAAGCCGGUGUGAUCCGAGUGGGUGGCCAGGACUUGAAAGACCUCGAUAUCGCAUUCUGGCGACAGCAGCUGGGCUUCGUGGGCCAGGAGCCCAUGCUUUUCGACAUGUCCCUGGAAGAGAACGUGAAGUAUGGCUAUCCCGAGGCCACAGAGGAAGAGGUGCGGGAAGCAGCGAGGGCGGCCAACAUGGAUUAUGCCUUGUCGGGUGCCGUGCAGUGGACAGAUCGAAUCGGCCUCCGUGGCGAGAAGCUCUCCGGCGGUCAGAAGCAGCGCUGUGCCAUCGCAAGGGCCCUGCUUCGCAAGCCUCAGUUCAUGCUCUUGGACGAGGCCACCUCAGCCUUGGACGCCGUCUCGGAGAGCGUCGUGCUCCAGGCGAUGAAGACCGAAAGGGUCGGCAAGACCACCAUUACCGUGGCCCACCGCUUGUCGACCAUCCAGAACGCAGACAAGAUCUUCGUCCUCUGCCACGGAAGGCUUCUUGAGUCAGGCACUUACCAGGAGCUCAUGAAUAUGGAUGGCAGCUUUGCAAAGCUGGCGGCUCGCAGCUUGUGA
Messenger RNA from Symbiodinium necroappetens, 1353 nucleotides. The record is from the annotation of a GenBank genome assembly. NCBI's taxonomy places the organism in Eukaryota, Dinophyceae, Suessiales, Symbiodiniaceae.